CUGCUUUGGGCUGCCAUCUUGAACGGUGGCGGCGGAGGUCUGAGGGGACCCGUGGAGCUGUCCGGGCGGUGUGGCCUGACCCCGGAGCCCGAAGCCGCACGAGAGGGUGCUGGCCCGGCAGGGAGAGUGAAAGAAAGAAGAAUGGAGGUUGACUGAACAAAGCUUCCCAGAGAACAUGCUGUAACUCUACAGCACAGCAGUCUCUCUAAGCUUACCGCCUGCUGGCAUCUCACUGGAGAAACCGGCAAGAUCAAAUCUUGACACCAUGGCCUAAGGCUUUCCACCCUUCCGUUUUUUAAAAAAUCUUGUGACAUCCAGCCUGCCGAGGAGCCCUGGUGGGCCUGAAAGCUGCAGUGGUUUUGUGCUAAUUAUGGUUGGUCCACUGAAAGAUGAGUGGCAACAGUAACAAGCGAGCACCCACAACGGCCACCCAGCGACUCAAACAGGACUACCUGCGCAUUAAAAAAGAUCCAGUGCCUUAUAUCUGUGCUGAACCUCUCCCGUCAAAUAUCCUUGAAUGGCACUAUGUGGUACGGGGACCGGAGAUGACACCAUACGAAGGUGGCUAUUACCAUGGGAAACUGAUUUUCCCCAGAGAAUUUCCUUUCAAACCUCCAAGUAUUUAUAUGAUAACACCUAACGGAAGAUUUAAAUGCAAUACACGGCUAUGUCUUUCGAUUACUGAUUUCCAUCCCGACACAUGGAACCCGGCGUGGUCGGUCUCAACAAUCCUAACGGGCCUCCUUAGUUUUAUGGUGGAAAAGGGCCCCACUUUGGGCAGCAUAGAAACGUCAGAGUUCACCAAAAGGCAGCUUGCUUCGCAGAGUUUAGUGUUUAACCUGAAAGACAAAGUUUUCUGUGAAUUAUUCCCUGAAGUGGUAGAGGAAAUCAAGCAGAAGCAAAAAGCGCAAGAGGAACUCCACAGCAGGCCCCCGUCACUCCCGCUGCCAGACGUUGUUCCUGAUGGGGAUGCGCAUCACGGUCAGAAUGGGCUGCCGCUCCUUAACGGGCAUCUGCCAUUGGCCGCUGCUAACCACCCGGGCCUCCAGCAGGCCAAUCGGAACCAUGGACUCCUGGGCGGAGCUUUGGCGAACUUGUUUGUUAUAGUUGGCUUCGCAGCCUUUGCCUACACGGUCAAAUACGUCCUGAGAAGCAUAGCGCAAGAGUGAAGGCGCUUUGCCCCGGUUCCAUGACCAAAUUAGUGGUAGCGGCAGCAAAAAAAACGCAUUUGGGGACACUCUGGGUAUCAGACUUCUGACCCCGGGAUAAAUAACGUGAUGUACAGGUAAAAACAAACAUUGGUUUGGCUCAUGGGUUUAGUUUUGGGGACAGGGAAGGUAGGAACGAUUUUUUUUUAAAAAAAGAACUUUAAAAUUGGAAGCAGAUGUGAUGGGGAUUGAACAAAUAAAGACGGUUAGGAUCCUCUCCCUCUUCCCGAAAUGCCCAGCUUUCUCUUAAGAGUAAAAAAGAGCAAACUCCCAAAGAUUGCUAGCCCACAAAUGGAUCUUCUGUGGCGAUGUUUUAAUUGGCAUUAAAGCCCUGUUUUGUCUCCUGAAAUGCGCACAGCUGUUCAUGUACCACCUGGGGUUUUCCAGAGAUGUGGAAGGUUGUGCCAGACCAGAAAAAGGGAUGGAGACGAACUCUUCCAUCCCUGCUUCUUUUUCAUCCUCUCCUUUGUCCUUGCCCCUUUGCCUUGGAGAGUCCUCAGUUCUGGGGAGGAGUUGCAGAAGAAAAUUCCAGACCCAGGGGAGGGGUGUAAUGCACUUCUCCCUCUGAAACGCCCCCUCUCCUGGUUCACUCUGCUGUCCAUCGUCUAGUUCCCGCCCUAGCCCGUGAAACAAUUAAUAAAAAUGAGAUCUUUCAAGAAGCAUCGGGUGACCGUUAGCAAAGUUCCCUUUGCAAAGGGCCGUGUGGCAUAGUGUUAGUUCUGUGCGUGUGAUUUUUUUUAAUUGAGGCGAGGGGAAACAAAGUUUUAUCCCACUUUUGUCUCCCGAGAGCGUGGCGACUGUGAAACUUGGUGCUAAAAGGGGAAGGAGAAAGUCCGUUUCAUAAAAGGAACGGGGGACACCCUUUGCUGUCUGCAGUAAUCACGGUGAUCCUUGCGCCGUUCAGGAUAACGCAGCGUGUGUUUUUAAGCGUGCAUGUUCUUUGUCCAAAUAGUCAAAAUAAUGUAACUUUUUUUGGCUUGUGCUUUGCGGGUGGUAAGAAGAAGCCAUGCUGCUGCCGGGUACCCAGAAACUGGCCAGUGGACUGUGAAACCGGUCCAGUCUCUGGGGAGGUGUCUCACAAGUGUUUUUAAUGCAGGGCUUUUUGAGUUUGUGUUUGUCAGUGUUUAGUUCUCAAAAGGAACCCCCUUGAUUUAAGAUGCAGUUCCGGGAUACAAUCAUAUUAGUGCUGCAACUGGCCACAGGCUGUCACCUUUCUUUUAAUAUUUUAUUUUAAUAAAGAGAAAAUCCAGAGCAGAUGGUUUCAGAAGGGAUUUGGGUGAAUUCCUUUAACAUUUGGGGUGCUGGAGAAGUGAAAGCGUGACAAACCACGUAGAUUUCUUGAAGAUGCCCCCUUCCCGAUAUUUCCAUAUUGGCAGUUCAGCCCCAUCUCAGUUUGUGCAGUUAGCAGAUUCAGUGGAGCGAUGCUUCUCAUGAAAGGGUGUGUUUUGUGUGUGUGUGUGUGGGGGGGGUCUCUCUCUGUGUUUGAAAGCUGUCCUGUGCCAAAAAGACACUUGCUCAUAGAAAGCUAGUGUGUCAGGAACCAGGAUUCUGCUACCAAAGGAGUUUGUUUUCAGUGUGAUUUGAGAGUAUUCCAAAAUGCAACCUUGCAUGUCAAACUGAACUGGGGAAACACUAAUGGAUCCCGUCUACUGGAUUUUCAUAAGCGGUUCAUAGCUGUAUAGCCCCCCCUUCCCUUGGGGCAAAACUCCCAUCACUGGCUGUGUAAGGGUAGGGGCGCCACUCACAUCAAAGGUCCGAGAAUGUGCCAUUUCAGCAGCCCCAAACUCAAAGUAGUGGUUCAACCUUGCCUGAUAAUAAAACUCCUCAUAAUGUGUAUUUUAAUAGCUAGCCUAGGAGAUGACUUGCAUUAGGGAGUGUGUGUAUGUUUGUGUGUGUGUGUGGGGGGGUGUCUUCUGAAUCCCUCCCUCUAAUUUUUGCCUUUGCCCAGAGGCAGACUGGAGUGCCUUUCCAAACUCUUUCUGACUCUUAAAAGUCCCAUCUAGAAAGUGAGGCAUUCUCUUUAUGAUUCCAGGUUUGUCAAAAGUAUGACUUAAAAUCCAGUAUACUUGCGUUUUUAAUUCCACCCCCCACCCCAGCUCAAUAAAAGUUACCUCCUGUGUUCUAAGAAUGCGCUAUUCCCCCCUUUCACCGCACCUUUUAAAAACCCAAGCUGCUGGUUUUAUCUUCCUUUUUUCUAGCCUAAAAAAGAGAGAACUUUGAUCUCUGCUCGGACUGGAUAAUUUGAGGUAGCUACGAGAAGGCUAAGGGUGUGUGCAUGUUGAUGGGAAGCACAGAUUGAAAGCAUUAAAUAAACCCAUGAGCCAUUUAGGGUAGCGAAACAGCGAAUAUCUGCUUUGACCAAUUUCUCUACAGUAGGUACCGAUUAGGCGACGGCAACUGGAUAGAUCCAUACAAUGAAAAGAAAUAUCUUAAAGAGGAGACCUUAUUUGGGGGGG
Molecule: messenger RNA, 3664 nt
Organism: Eublepharis macularius
Lineage: Eukaryota; Metazoa; Chordata; Lepidosauria; Squamata; Eublepharidae
Gene: UBE2J2
Product: ubiquitin conjugating enzyme E2 J2
Exons: 8
Coding region: 390-1169 (259 amino acids)
Source: RefSeq, a predicted model, not a curated record